CUCACACCUGGUAUCGAUCAGUGUAGCAGAGUCGCAGACAGGGAAGGACGUACCCCCUUCCUCUGCCUUACUGCCCUCUACUCUCUCUUUUGUAAAUGGGGACCCACUGCCCACCACCAUGAGAACGAACUGCAGCAGAUACCUGCCAGGAGUCCCACCAGAGCACCUGUACUCUCCAGCACCCACCAGCAAGACCAGAGCCAGCGGCGGUGGCUGCCCGGAACAUGUCACACCGGUGUCCACCAAGGAUGGGCAGCUGCUCUCUGUCAUGCAGACCCUCACCACACAGAGCAGCCCCUUUAAUGGCCAGCCGAUAUGCAGGAUCUGCCAUGAGGGCAGCAGCCAGGAAGACCUGCUUUCCCCUUGCAAAUGUACAGGAACAUUGGGGACCAUUCACCGCAGCUGCCUGGAGCACUGGCUGACGUCUUCAAACACCAGCUGCUGUGAACUCUGCCACUUCAGGUUUGCAGUGGAGCACAAAUACAGACCAUUGGUGGAGUGGCUGAGGAACCCAGGCCCCCAGCAUGAGAAACGGACUCUCUUUGGAGACUUGCUGUGCUUCUUUUUUAUCACUCCACUGGCGAGCAUCUCUGGCUGGUUGUGUCUGCGAGGAGCAGUGAACCAUCUGCACUUUAGUAGCAGACUAGAAGCCGUUGGCCUUAUUGCACUUACUGUCGCACUCUUCACUAUUUACCUGUUUUGGACUCUAGUAUCCUUUAGGUAUCACUGUAAGUUAUACAGUGAAUGGCGUCGGACCAAUCAACGUGUGAUACUCGUACUGCCGAAUUCUGCCAACAUUCCCUCCAACCGGCAGUCUCCACUGGGCCUGCAGUCCGUCAAGAGGAACUCAAAGGAGACAAUAGUUUGAUUUGGGCAGUUACGCAUAGGGACCAUGCACUAAAAAUAUAUCCAUCAAACUCACUGGCAUCAAGCACUGUCCAGAACACUUAAGUGUGCUACUUCGAUUUACCAACUCUUCACAGAGGAAUAAGUCACUGUUUGUUUGAAUUCAAAUCAUGGAUGCUACAAUCACAUGAUUUUUGCUAAGCUGCCAAACUUGCUUUAUUAGCAGAUACUGUGUGGUAUUGUACAAACUUGUGUUAAUAAUUACAUCAUGAUGCAAACUUUUUUAUUGUUUAAAAUAUUAAACUGUGGUAAUUAUCAAUGAAAAACAGGUUUAAGAGGUGUUCUGUCUUUAUCAUUUCCUGUUCCUACAGUAUUAUUUAGGUAGAUCAACAGUAACCACUGCUGGUUUUAGUUUUCUAAAGCACAGCAAUGGCACUCGCCCAGUUGAUUUUAUUUGAAGAUCCUUUAGGGCAAUAUUCUGGAUUAUUAAAACUUUUGCGUUAUAAGUUCCACAAAUUGGCAUAUUAUUUAGAAGCUACAAAGUGAUCAGAAAAUGAUCUGCUGUUUCUUAUUUGGCAGGGAAAGAAAAUUCUAGGUAACAAAUUUAGCAUGUGCAAAAGAAAGAAAUGACACAAAUUGCA
Pezoporus occidentalis (night parrot) is the source of this 1487-nucleotide messenger RNA. It is a transcript of the gene MARCHF3, whose product is annotated as membrane associated ring-CH-type finger 3. Gene Ontology annotation, biological process: protein ubiquitination. The coding region runs from base 119 to 868 and encodes 249 amino acids. Gene Ontology annotation, molecular function: zinc ion binding; ubiquitin-protein transferase activity. The record is from RefSeq and is a predicted model, not a curated record. The transcript has 4 exons. NCBI's taxonomy places the organism in Eukaryota, Metazoa, Chordata, Aves, Psittaciformes, Psittacidae.